CAGCAAAGGACCACCAGAUAGGCAAUGGGGAAGAACAAAGGGAAAGGGGAGAAGAUCAAGAAUGUCUUUCAUAUUGCCAGCAAGAAUUUAAAAGCUAAAAAUAAAGCAAAACCAUUCACCACAAAUCUUAAGAAGAUAAACAUUGUGAAUGAAGAAAAAGCUAGAAUUGUAAAUGCAGCAUUCAUAGAUCAAAAAGAGCUUGCACACUUCUCAAAAAGGCUGUCACUUGAACCAUUGCCAAAGCACCUGAUUUCUCAGUGUUCUGAAGGUGAAACAAUUAGUGUGAAUGAUGCUACUAGAUUAAUGGCUCAGUUGUAA
Molecule: messenger RNA, 318 nt
Organism: Phascolarctos cinereus (koala)
Lineage: Eukaryota; Metazoa; Chordata; Mammalia; Diprotodontia; Phascolarctidae
Source: RefSeq, a predicted model, not a curated record